This is a messenger RNA of Penicillium daleae, 1020 nucleotides long. Its product is annotated as sugar phosphate isomerase/epimerase family protein. NCBI's taxonomy places the organism in Eukaryota, Fungi, Ascomycota, Eurotiomycetes, Eurotiales, Aspergillaceae. The coding region runs from base 1 to 1020 and encodes 339 amino acids. The transcript has a single exon. The record is from RefSeq and is a predicted model, not a curated record.
AUGAAAUACCAACCCGCUAUCAUGAGCGCGUCCCUCGGACGGGCGUGGCUACACAACCUCAACUACAAGAUCGACCAAGCGGCAAAGGCUGGUUUCAAGGGAAUUGAGAUCUUCUAUGAAGAUCUUGAAUACGCUGCACGGGAGAGUUCUGGGCAAGAGACUCCCUCUGCGGAACAUAUUCUCAGCGCUGCAGAUCGUGCUCAUGAAGCGUGCCAGGCGCAAGGGCUCGAGGUGAUCGGUCUCCAGCCAUUCCUCUUCUACGAAGGUCUCAAGGACCGCGAACAACACGCCAGAUUGAUCGAGAAAAUGAAACUUUGGCUUCAAAUUGCCAAACAACUCAGCACCAACACCAUUCAAAUUCCCGCUAAUUUCCUCCCGGCGGAGCAGUUGACGGACGACCUGGAUAUUAUCGCUGCCGAUCUACGACAGUUAGCCGACAUGGGUGCUGCAGAGAAUCCGGUUGUGCGCUUUGCCUACGAGAACUUGUGCUGGAGCACUUACAUCGAUACUUGGGAAAAACUGUGGGAAGUGGUCAAACGCGUCGACAGGCCUAACUUUGGCAUGUGCCUCGACACCUUCAAUAUCGCUGGGCGCGUUUGGGCAGAUCCAGCCGAUCCGACGGGCAAGACGCCCAAUGCAGAUGCAGACCUGAAGCUAUCCUUAGAGCGGAUGGUAGCAGAAGUUGAUCUGGCCAAGGUGUUUUAUAUUCAAGUUGUGGAUGCUGAGCGUAUGGAAUCGCCGCUGGUUCCGGGUCACCCAUUCCAUGUGGAUGGUCAACCAGCACGGAUGAGCUGGUCGCGGAACGCAAGGACGUUCAUGUACGAGGAAGAUCGGGGUGCGUAUUUGCCAGUGGAGGAUGUUGCACGGACGAUUAUCCAUGGACUUGGGUAUGAGGGCUAUGUUUCGAUGGAGCUGUUUUCCAGGACUAUGGCUGAGCCGGGCCAACAUGUCCCUGAUGAGCAUGCAGCAAGGGGUAUUGCAGCCUGGAAGAAAUUCCAGCAACGACUCCAGUUAGAGUAA